Helobdella robusta is the source of this 817-nucleotide messenger RNA. RefSeq lists its product as hypothetical. The transcript is spliced from 8 exons. The record is from RefSeq and is a predicted model, not a curated record. Gene Ontology annotation, molecular function: xylose isomerase activity. Gene Ontology annotation, biological process: carbohydrate metabolic process. The coding region runs from base 50 to 817 and encodes 255 amino acids. Lineage: Eukaryota; Metazoa; Annelida; Clitellata; Rhynchobdellida; Glossiphoniidae.
GUAGGAUCGAAGUUUAAGACGAAGUUGAUCGUAAAAUUCGAAAAAGUUUAUGAUGGAAGGAGAUUUACUGCCGGUUGGAAAGAUUCCAUACAAACCAGACUGCAGAGUUAAUGAAACUCUGGUUUUCAAGCACUACAAUGCUGAGGAAGAAGUACUGGGCAAGAAGAUGAAGGACUGGUUGAGGUUUUCUGUAUGUUUCUGGCACACUUUUAGAGGAACUGGUAUGGAUCCCUUUGGAUCAGGCACCCUUCAGAGGCCAUGGGAUGAUGGUAGCCAGAGUUUGGAAAAUGCAAAGAGGAGAGUUAAAGUGGCCUUUGAGUUUAUGCAAAAGCUUGGCAUCGAGUUUUAUACAUUCCAUGAUGUGGACAUUGCCCCUGAAGGGAACAACCUCAAAGAGUUUGGCAGGAACCUGGAUGAGGUGACUGACUACAUGCUGGAACUUCAGAAGGUCACCAACAUCAAACCUCUAUGGGCAACUUGCAACCUCUUCUCUAAUGUUAGAUACAUGAACGGAGCAUCCACCAACCCAGACGUUCAUGUAUUUGCACAGGCCGCGGCUCAAGUCAAGAAAGGAUUGGAUCUUGCCCUUAAGUUGGGAGCACAAGGAUUUGUAUUCUGGGGUGGCAGAGAGGGCUACCAAACCCCCCUGAACACAGACGUUCACAGGGAGCUAUCUAACAUGGCAAAAUUUUUCAAGAUGGCUGUUGACUACAAGCAGAAAAUUGGAUUCCAAGGACAAUUCUACAUUGAGCCUAAACCGAAAGAGCCCUCCAGACAUCAAUACGACUACGGUUGUCAUCACUUUCACCAUCACUAA